Neopsephotus bourkii (Bourke's parrot) is the source of this 2648-nucleotide messenger RNA. It is a transcript of the gene CNKSR1, whose product is annotated as connector enhancer of kinase suppressor of Ras 1. Lineage: Eukaryota; Metazoa; Chordata; Aves; Psittaciformes; Psittacidae. The record is from RefSeq and is a predicted model, not a curated record. Gene Ontology annotation, molecular function: protein binding.
UCUGGGCCGUCCCGGGUGAGCGGCGCGCGUGUGCGCCAAUGGGGCCGCCCGGCGCUGGCGCAGGUGAGCGGCCGCUCCCGCCGCCCGUUCCGGCCUGGCCGCCAUGGAGCCCGUGGGCACCUGGGGCCCGGCGCAGGCAGCGGCCUGGCUCCGAGGGCUGGACGGCGCCGUGCAGGGGUACCCCUUCGAGGCGUGGGGGCUGGCGGGGCCCGACCUGCUGCGGCUCUCGGCCGCGGCGCUGGAGGCGCUGGGAGUGCGGCGCCUGGGGCACCAGGAGCUCCUGCUGGAGGCCGUGGAGCAGCUCCGUGCCCUGGAAGCGGGGCUGGCGAGCACCAGCUUGCGGACGCUGACGGAGAGGCUGCAGGAGCUGGCACAGGGCACCCAGAGCUUGGUGCUGGGGGGGCUGCCGGCGGGGGCUGCCCAGCGCCCGCCCUCCCUCGCCCUCCUGGCUCGUGUCGUCGACCUGGUCAGGGCUGCCAAGGGGCUCUUCUCCUGGCUCAACAGGUACCUCUUCUCCACCCUCAAUGACUUUUCAGCCAGCCAGGACAUCGUCCUGCUCUGCGCCCAGCUGGCAGCGACGCUGCAGGAGGACUGUCCUGCGGCCAAGAGGGACAGCCGGAUCCUGCAGAUUUGCCAGCACAUCGUGGGCAUCUGCGAGAGCAUCGUGGGCUGCAGCCCCCCGGCACUGCUGGACCGCAGGGCUGUGCUGCAGCGUGUGGUGCUGCAGGGCAGUCCCCCCGGGUCCCCUGACACCCUGAUGCUGCCCUCCAGCCCGUGGGGGAGCCCCCCGACAUCCCCUGACACCCUAACGCCACCCUCUGAGCCCCUGGGGAGCACCCCCCAACUCCUCACUGCCCCACUGGGCCUCAAGAUCACCUCCACCACCUCCUGCCUCCACUUUGUGUCUGCAGCUACCUCGGAGGCCCUGGCUGCCCACAGGGGCCUCGUCCUGCCCGGAGAUGAGAUCGUGCAGGUCAAUGAGCAGACUGUGGUGGGUUGGACACGCAUCAACCUGGCAAAGAAGCUGCUGGAGAAUGUGAGCAGAGUGACGCUGGUGCUGAAGAAGAUCCCCCUCGACGUGCCUGGCUCCCCAUCCUCUCCCAGGCAGCAGGUGAGUGAUCCCAGUGCUCCCAGUGCCACACUGGCUAUACUGGGAACACCGCAGGGAUGCUAGGAGCUGGGGCAUCUCCCAUCACCCUGGUGGUCCCUCAAGCUCUGGGGUCUGGCGGGAUGUCACCUGACACUCCAUCCGCAGCUCCUGGAAGCCUUUCUGGAUGCUGCAGAUUCCACCAGCACCAGAAGCAGUGAGUGCCCAGGCAGCCCCGUGUCCCUGAGCUCCAGCGCUGCCACUGCCGACUUUGACUCAGGGCCAGACUCUGCACUGGACCCUGUCACGGACGAAGAGGCAGGAGAGGAGAAGCAGAACUCGAGGCUGCCCAGGGUGGCUGUGGGGGAGCUGCCAGCACUGCCCAGCUAUGGUGCUGCGGAGGAGGUGGCGCGGGAGAGCAGCUCCCCACCGGGCACCCUUGCUGCAGAGCUCAGCCCCAUGGCAGCCCCUGCGGAGGGGGCUGGGGGUGCAGACCUCAGCCAGCAACCUCGGGAGGGCAGCCCCCAGAGAGGACGCAGACCAAAAGGAGUGGCGACCAGGCUGAGCCGCCGGCGGGUCUCGUGCCGGGACCUGGGCCGGGUGGACUGUGAUGGCUGGCUCCUCAAGAAGAAGGAUCAUGUGGGCUUCAUGGCCCAGAAGUGGAAGCGAUGCUGGUUUGUGCUGAAGGGCCACACGCUUUACUGGUACCAUCACCCCAACGUGAGUGGCACCCCGGGGUGUCCUUGGGGCUCCUGUCCCCAGCACUCGCUCGGGUGCUGGACACAGCUGCCUCCCAUGCAGGAUGAGAAGGCUGCAGGACUCCUCAAUGUAGCCACCUAUGACCUGGAGAGCACAAGGGAGCAGAAGAAGAAAUAUGUGUUCCAGCUCUGCCAUCAGAGGUACAAGCCCUUCAUCUUCGCUGCAGAAACGCUGGCUGAUUUGAGCAUGUGGGUCAGUCACUUAAUAACAGCCAAAACAAAGUACACGCUGGCCCACCAGUUGGUCCCAGACAGGGAGGAAGACUGCUACAGCGAGACAGAAGCUGAGGACCCUGAUGAUGAGUGCCCCAGGCCUGGCUGUGACCUGCCAAAGAAAAGGUUGCAAAAUGCCCCUGAGAAAGCCCAGUUCCUCCCAGCUUGCAGUGAGCCUGGCAGCCCCCAGCCCUGCGCAUCCACGGAACCCAGUGGGGAGGACCUCGAGUGCCUGAUGCGGUGCCUGAAGCAGGGGGGGGUGUCCCUCAUGGGCCGGCAGCAGGUCCUGACGCAGGAGCAGUACCGCAAGUCCUUCAUCCGCCGCAGCAAGAACCCCCUCAUCAACGCCAAGGUGCACGCGGUGCGGGCCCUGCAGAGCACGCUCAAGGCGAAGCUGGCGGAGCUGCAGGCCCUGGAGCAGGUGCUCAGCGAUGCUGCGCUCACCUCGGAGCGCUUCUCCCGCUGGAAGGAGGAGCACCAGGAGCUGUACCAGGAGCUGCGGGAGUGCUGGGCCGGGCGGCAGGGCCAGGACCAUGACAGGGGGCUUGGGGACGAGCGCGGCCUCCCUGAGCAAGGGGCUGAGCCCUGAA